This is a messenger RNA of Pseudopodoces humilis (Tibetan ground-tit), 2160 nucleotides long. Lineage: Eukaryota; Metazoa; Chordata; Aves; Passeriformes; Paridae. The record is from RefSeq and is a predicted model, not a curated record.
AUGGCCUCAGGAAAGACCCCAACCCCAGAGCUGCUGAAGGCUGAGGAGCAGCAGAGUGUGAGCGCUGUCAAUCGAGUCACCAGCCUGCCCUUGCUCAGUUCUGCCUUCAACCUGGUCUCCUCUGCCUACAACCAGACCAAGGAGUCCCACCCCUGCCUCAGUGGCGUCUGCAGCGUGGCUGAGACCGUGGCUGCCGUGGCUGUGGGCAGCGUGGUCGGAGGGGCACAGCCCAUCCUGAGCCAGCUCGAGCCACAGAUUGCCCUUGUGAAUGAAUAUGCCUGUAAAGGUCUGGAUCAGCUGGAGGAGAACUUGCCCUUCCUGCAGCAGCCAGCAGACAAGGUAAUCUCAGACACCAAGCAGCUGGUGUCCACCAAGGUGACAUCUGCUAUGGACGCUGCCUGCGAGGCCAAGGAAGCGGUGGCUGAUAAAGUCACUGAAGCUGUGGACCUCACUAGAAGUGUUGUUGGGGACAGUGUCAAGCUGACCAGGUCUGUGGUCACCUCCACUGUCAGCAGCGCUGUGGAGGCUGCUCAGGGGGCCAAGGAGCUGGUGACCAGCAAGGUGACAGAGGCUGUGGAUGUCACCAAGCACAUGGUGGAGGACAGCGUUGACAGGACCAAGUUUGCAGUUGCCUCUACGAUUGUCAAUGCUGUAGAGGCUGCUCAAGGGGCCAAGGAGCUGGUGACCAACAAGGUGACAGAGGCUGUGGAUGUCACCAAGCACAUGGUGGAGGACAGUGUUGACCUGACCAAGUCUGCAGUUACUUCCACGAUUGUCAGCGCUGUGGAGGCUGCCCAGGGGGCCAAGGAGCUGGUGACCAACAAGGUGACAGAGGCUGUGGAUGUCACCAAGCACAUGGUGGAGGACAGUGUUGACCUGACCAAGUCUGCAGUUACUUCCACGAUUGUCAGCGCUGUGGAGGCUGCCCAGGGGGCCAAGGACCUGGUGGCCAACAAGGUGACUGAAGCAGUGGACCUGACCAAAGGGGCUGUUCAAGACAGCGUUGAGAAGACCAGAUCUGUGGUCACCUCUACGGUCAGUACAGCUCUGGACGCUGCCUAUGGCACCAUCACCAGCAAGAUCAACACAGCCCUGGAGCAGGGCAGGGAGGCUCUCCAGGGGGGUGUGGAGAUGACCAACUCAGUGGUGACCAGCAGCAUAAGCAAAGCCAAGGCAGUGAGCCAGGCAGUGGCUGGAGGUGUGGAAUCUGUCCUGGGAAUGUCAGAAGAUCUGGUGGAUCAUUACCUCCCGAUGACUGAGGAGGAACUAGGUAAACUGGCCACCACGGUGCAGGGGUUUGGCAUGGCCUCCGUGGAGGAGCAGAAGAGGCAGCGGAGUUACUUUGUGCGCCUGGGCUCGCUGUCGGGCAGGCUCCGGCACCGAGCCUACCAGCUCUCCCUGGCCAAGCUGCAGGGCUUCAGGCACCGCACCCAGGACACCCUCUCACGGCUGCAGCUGGCAAUAAAACUGAUUCAAUCUGUGAAACAGGAGGUUGGCCAGAAGCUGCUGGAGGGACAGGAGAAGCUCCACCAGCUGUGGGUGGACUGGAGCCUGACCCAGCCCAAAGGACACCAAGUCAGAACUGCCUGCCAGCCAGAGGUGGAGCCGCGCACUCUGGCCAUGCUGCGCAUCAUCACCCAGCAGCUCCAGCCCAACUACGAGAGCCUCAGGCUCAGCAUCCACGGCCUCCCCAGCAGCAUCCAGGAAGCUGUGUCUCAGGCCACUCGACACAUCCACAAGCUCCACAGCUCUUUUUCCAGGGCCGUGUCCUUCCAGGACCUCUCCAGAGCCACCCUGGCCCGGAGCCAGGACCGUGUGGCAGAGGCCCAGAGGUCCCUCGAUGUCCUCCUGGACUAUGUCACUCACAACACCCCUCUGAACUGGAUUGUGGGGCCCUUCAGGGCCGUGGCUAAAGUGGCACAGGACAGCAGAAAGCACAAGAAGAAAGAGAUGAGGAGUGAUAGAAAAUUACCCAGGCUGGAAAAGGCUCCACUAUCACAGGAGGUGACAAAGGCACCUGAAGAGCCAAAGGGAACCAACAGGCUCUCAGAAAAAUGGUAUGAAGUGCUAGAAAAGCUGGAGGAGAAGGCUGGGAAGGACACAGAUGUGGCCCUGGCUGCCAAGGAGAUAAAAACCACUGCACCAGAGGAAGAUCUCUGA